Salvelinus fontinalis (brook trout) is the source of this 4556-nucleotide messenger RNA. RefSeq names its product D(3) dopamine receptor-like. The transcript has 7 exons. Gene Ontology annotation, biological process: adenylate cyclase-activating adrenergic receptor signaling pathway. The coding region runs from base 92 to 1606 and encodes 504 amino acids. Gene Ontology annotation, molecular function: dopamine neurotransmitter receptor activity, coupled via Gi/Go; G protein-coupled receptor activity. Gene Ontology annotation, cellular component: membrane. NCBI's taxonomy places the organism in Eukaryota, Metazoa, Chordata, Actinopteri, Salmoniformes, Salmonidae. The record is from RefSeq and is a predicted model, not a curated record.
UGUAUCAGAAUAGAACGUGAUGUGACUCAGGGUUUCCCUAUGGGGAGUACAUCUCAUAUGAUGUGUAUGGAUCUUUCUCUUAGUGGUUGUAAUGGGACCAGCUCCAUCCCUGUCCCUCUCUCCCAUACAGGUCUCUCACCCAGCCCCUCUCCCAUGUCACCGAGACGUCUCCAUGGCAAUGUUUAGCGUCUCUGAACGCUUCUUCUGGAAUGACUCGGAAGGGAUUCGGGAAGACCUCCUCCAUGGGAAUUCCUCUGGUGGUUGGGAGGAGGAUACAGAGCGUAACUACUACGCCAUGCUGUAUUCCCUACUCAUCCUGGCCAUCAUGUUUGGCAACGUGCUGGUGUGUCUGGCUGUGGUGCGGGAGAGGUCCCUCCAGACCACCACCAACUACCUGGUGGUGAGCCUGGCUGUAGCUGACCUGCUGGUGGCGUCGCUGGUCAUGCCCUGGGCUGUCUACCUGGAGGUGGUCGGAGGGGCGUGGCUCUUCAGCAGGAUGUACUGUAACGUCUUUGUCACCCUGGAUGUCAUGAUGUGUACUGCCAGCAUUCUCAACCUGUGUGCUAUCAGCAUCGACAGGUACACAGCGGUGGUGAUGCCUGUCCUCUACAACACCACACACAGCUCCAGGAAGCGGGUCUCGGCCAUGAUCGCGACAGUGUGGAUCCUGGCCUUCGCUGUCUCCUGCCCCCUUCUGUUCGGAUUCAACACAUCAGGUGAGACACACGACCCGACGGUGUGCUCCAUCUCCAACCCUGACUUUGUCAUCUACUCGUCGGUGGUGUCCUUCUACCUGCCCUUCAUCGUCACCCUGCUGGUGUACAUCCGCAUCUACGUCUUCCUCAGGAAGAGGAGGAAGAGGAUCGCCUUCCGCCAGGCCAGCAGCGGGAAGGUCCAGCCAGGUUCGGCCCAGCCCUCCGCGGUGAGAACACAGCCAUAUGGUCCCACAGUGACUGUGCAAAUGAACAUGGAAGAGAAGUGUCUGCAGGAGGAGUCCCCCAAGGAGAACAGAGACCUGUCCCCCAUCAGGAUCAAAGUGGAGAGUAUAGAGUCGGCAGGGCCCCCUAAAGCUCACCUCCUGUCAGGGUGUCUGCGGCGUAAGCGUCCCCGGACGGCCCCUGUGGAGAACACUCUGCUGCCCCCGGUGGACAUCCAGAACUACUGCAGCAUCAGCCACGCCUCCUGCGGCCGCACUGAGCACGACCGCGCCGAGGAAGCGCUGGCCAAAGAGAAAGAGCGUAUUCCUGUGCGGAGGAGCUGCGAGGUCAAAGAGCUGUCCAAUGGACGCAUUCACACGGCACUCCGUCCCGCCCCCCACUCCCAGUCCCUGACAGGCCAACAACAACAUCGAGUCAGGAGCAUGCAGAACAGGGAGAAGAAGGCUACGCAGAUGCUGGCCAUUGUGCUUGGAGUGUUCCUGAUCUGCUGGCUGCCGUUCUUCGUGACUCACAUCCUGAACACCCACUGCAGGACGUGUCGUAUUCCCCCGGAGCUCUACAGUGCCUUCACCUGGCUGGGCUACGUCAACAGCGCCCUCAACCCCGUCAUAUACACCACCUUCAACAUCGAAUUCAGACGCGCCUUCAUCAAGAUCCUCAGCUGCUGAGAACACCAUGGUCCACCAUGACCGGGUCAUAGCCAUGCUCCUGACCUGUACUGGACUGGACCUUGGGCCCGGCAUACCUGAGUAUGGAUAAGAUGCAUGAGCCAUGGCCUCAGCCUGAGUACCCAUUAUCAGGGCAAUGACUGUCCUUUAUCGAGAUCAUUGUCAGGCCAGGGUUCUGAGCUGUACUGGACCUCAGGCCAGCCACACCUGAGCAUGGAUACUGCACUUGAGCCAUGGAUACAUGAGCCAUGACCGUCCAUCUUCAGGGUCAAUGACUCGUCUUCAUUGAAACCAUCUCCUGCCGAGAGGAUAGGUCCAUAAUGACCAUGUCUGACCAUUCUCUUCCACUGGACCUCCCAGCACACUGGUCCUCUCAGCACACUGGACCUCCCGGCACACUGGUCCUCUCAGCACACUGGUCCUCUCAGCACACUGGUCCUCUCAGCACACUGGACCUCCCAGCACACUGGACCUCCCAGCACACUGGUCCUCCCAGCACACUGGUCCUCUCAGCACACUGGACCUCUCAGCACACUGGACCUCUCAGAACACUGGUCCUCUCAGCACACUGGACCUCUCAGCACACUGGACCUCUCAGAACACUGAUCCUCUCGGCACACUGGUCCUCUCGGCACACUGAUCCUCUCGGCACACUGGUCCUCUCAGCACACUGGACCUCUCAGAACACUGGUCCUCUCGGCACACUGAUCCUCUCGGCACACUGGUCCUCUCGGCACACUGGUCCUCUCGGCACACUGAUCCUCUCGGCACACUGAUCCUCUCGGCACACUGGUCCUCUCGGCACACUGGUCCUCUCGGCACACUGGUCCUCUCGGCACACUGGUCCUCUCGGCACACUGGUCCUCUCGGCACACUGGUCCUCUCGGCACACUGGUCCUCUCGGCACACUGGUCCUCUCGGCACACUGGUCCUCUCGGCACACUGGUCCUCUCGGCACACUGGUCCUCUCGGCACACUGGUCCUCUCGGCACACUGGUCCUCUCAGCACACUGGUCCUCUCAGCACACUGGUCCUCUCAGCACACUGGACCUCUCAGAACACUGGUCCUCUCAGCACACUGAUCCUCUCGGCACACUGGUCCUCUCAGCACACUGGUCCUCUCAGCACACUGGUCCUCUCAGCACACUGGUCCUCUCAGCACACUGGACCUCCCAGCACACUGAUCCUCUCAGCACACUGAUCCUCUCAGCACACUGAUCCUCUCAGCACACUGAUCCUCUCAGCACACUGAUCCUCUCAGCACACUGGACCUCCUAGAACACUGGUCCUCUCAGCACACUGAUCCUCUCAGCACACUGAUCCUCUCAGCACACUGAUCCUCUCAGCACACUGAUCCUCUCAGCACACUGAUCCUCUCAGCACACUGGUCCUCUCAGCACACUGAUCCUCUCAGCACACUGAUCCUCUCAGCAAACCGGACCUCCUAGAACACUGGUCCUCUCAGCACACUGGUCCUCUCAGCACACUGAUCCUCUCAGCAAACCGGACCUCCUAGAACACUGGUCCUCUCAGCACACUGGAGCACAUCUGAGCAAGGACUCUCUGGCUGCCUCCUGACAGUACCUCAGGCCCAGCACACCUGAGCUGAACUACAAGUACUGCAUCUGGCUUGGCUGCCAGUUGACUGGGAAAGGACCUGCUCCACCUGUGGUAUACUGUACACAGGGGGCAGGCGACAUGAAGGGAGGGGAUGGGAGCGAAAUUCAAACCAUAAAAAGGACUGCUACAGUACUGAUGAUUCAGAGAUGGAAAAAAUACUUUUUAAAUUUGGACAAUUAAAAUAAGUGUUCUGCCAAUCUAUAUGGCACAGGAGCUGGACACAAUGUACAGCCAUCAAAAAGAACCUGAAUGUACUCACGGUUUGCUCUUGCCUAAUGCGAUCUUUGUUUCAGGAAACAAGGGAUUAUACUCUGUCCUGAUUUUGGUGUUUUGGACAUUUGUUGGAUCAAAUAUAACGCUAGUUUAACUGGUGACGUAUGAAGAAAGACCUUCACUAAUACUCAGCUACACAGAUCAGACCACAGUCACAAUCCUCAGUUUGAUGAUGCCUGGAACAGUGUAAUGACCAAUCAUCUAUACUGGCCACCAGAGGCCACUUAUGCCGACGUCAUGUGUCAAUCGACACCACAGGGUCUUGCCUCAGUGGAUAUGAGUCUACAACUCCUAACGCAAUCACAGAUACAGCAUUCCUCCCAAAUGGCCCCCUCUUCCCUUUAUAGUGCACUACUUUUGACCAGACUUAGGGUGCCAUUUGAGACGCAGACCCUGUUCUAUUUCUUACACACUACUCCAGUUGAUGACUCACAGCUAUUACUGUAGCAAGGUUCAUGACUUCACUGUCAUUUGUUUAAAUGGUCACUGAGGUUAUUGAGCCAUUAUAUAUUCAGAGCAGCAGUAUUUACUGUUACUAGUGACAUCGUCCACCCCUCUUCCAACAGUCACCCGCCACUGCAUGCGUGUCAACGUUAUCAGGCUGUUUUAUAUUUCAGUCGCUUAAAGGCUCCGUCCAUCUGAAUCACUAUGAAGACCUUUUAUAUCUGUGGAUGUGGGAGAUGUUUGGAUCGCUGUUGGAGUCGUUUAAAUCGAUGUGAACACUGUACAAUAAAUUGACACGGCUUCAGUGCAGAGGUGUCAAACUCAUUUUGCCCUGGGGGCCACAUUCAGUCUUUAACGAGGUCCAGAGGGCUAUAUUUGGUUAUUUGGUUACAUUUCCUUGCCCUCAAAAUUUGCAGAACAUAGUCCUCUAUCCAUCGUUUAUUUUCGAUGCUCCCUAACUGUCUAGCUUUCAUUUCAGUGAUUAAUAGCGACCUGGAAAGUUCCUUUAAUAGUGGUGUGCUCAGGGGGGUGGGGCUUGUGGUGCCAGCGAAUCGGACACGGGUGUGAAUGGCGAAGUGGGCGGGGCUGUAAUGGAUAGGAAAAGCUUCUCUGU